CGACGGGUCAGGUGAACAUAUCGAUGUCUGCGAACCAUGUCAAUCUCCCAGGAGUCAAGCACAAAGUCAUUGGACUUGUAUCCGGUGGCAAAGAUAGCUGCUUUAACCUCUUGCAUUGCGUAGCCAACGGGCAUGAGAUAGUGGCAUUGGCAACAUUGACACCGGAAGAUGGGAUAGAUGAGCUCGACUCUCAUCUCUAUCAGUCCGUCGGGACUCGCCUCUUGCCGCUCAUAGCGGAAUCCAUGGACCUACCACUCUAUACACGGGUGAUCAAAGGUAAAGCCGUGGAACGGGGACCAGAAUAUGGCAGUAAGAUCACAGGUGGCCGUGAAUCAGGCGUGACGGGUGAUGAGACAGAAGAUUUGACAGCACUGCUCCAGGAUGUGAAGACCGCUCAUCCCGAAGCAACGGCAUUAUCCUCCGGAGCCAUCCUAUCAAACUAUCAACGUCUACGGAUAGAACAUGUGUGCCAGCGUCUAGGUCUUGUGUCUCUGGCGUACCUCUGGCAAAUGGCUCAAAUGCCGCUAUUGGAUUCCAUGUUUAGUAGCGGACUCGAACCUAUCAUCGUAAAAGUUGCAGGAGAGGGUCUAGGCGAAGAUCUCGUUGGCAAACCUCUGAGGGAGGUGCAGCCUUUACUGGCUAGACUUGAAAAACGAUUCGGUUCGCAUCCCGCUGGCGAAGGAGGAGAAUAUGAAACAUUGACUAUCGACUCGCCCUUGUUCUCCAAGACGCUCAACUUUGUCGAGUCUAGCACUGUCAUUACGGAUCCAGAGCCAUUCACAGUGGCAUAUCUCAAAGUUGCUAGAGCCACUCUGGCGGAUAAACCCGGUUGGAAACGUCUAACUGUUACGGAAUUGCGCCGUUUGCUGGAUCUACCGAACCACAGUGACGGUCUGGACGAUCAGAGUCGAGACCUGCUCGAUGGGAUUUCUGACGUCCAAGUUGCGAGUUCAUCGAAAGACGGACCAAUGCCAAUUGCAGUAAAUACGCCGUCUAGUACUCAACAAGCGCGAUUCGCAAGACGGGGCAGAUGGUUCGCCGCUAGUAUCAAAGGUCCGGUAGAUAGCCAUAAUGCAGUUGGCGACGACGUGGCUGAUUGCCUCGAAUCACUUUCCUCAACUUUGUCCUCCAACUCACUCUCUCUGCAACUUCAUUCCGCGCACGUCACCCUACUCCUCUCUUCCAUGUCUCUAUUCGCCGAAGCGAAUGCCGCAUAUGUCUCAUUUUUCGGGACCUCACCACCCUCCAGAGCCACCGUCGCGGUCCCACUCCCGCCUGGGCAGCGGAUCGCAGUCGAGAUCAUUGGCUUUGAUUCUACACAAGAAGGGGAUAUGUCUCGCCCUAUUGGCUCUCGACAAGCGCUUCACGUCCAAAGUUUGAGCUAUUGGGCACCUGCAAAUAUUGGUCCCUACUCUCAAGCCGUACAGGUCAAUGGUCGCUUGCACAUCGCCGGCCAGAUCCCUCUUCUACCUGCCUCCCUUACGAUCCCAACCACGGCCCCCGACGCCUCUGUAUCCCCUUAUCUGCAUCAAUCAAUCCUAGCCCUGCAGCAUGUCCGCCGGAUCGUCCAAGUCUUACGCAGCAGACAUAAUACAGGCGGAGGCUGGGAUGGAUGGAUCGAGAACUGUACCGUUUGGUGGGUUCGACGUGAAGACGCUGGCGGCCAAGAUAGUAUAAGCCAAAUUCGUCGAGCGUGGAACUCAUGGGCCGAAGAGUUUGGAUGUACAAAGGCUCCAGUCAUCUUCGUCCGAGCGAAGGAGCUCCCGAGGGAUGCCCUGGUCGAAUUCCAGGUCAACAUGAACACCGGUCGGAAGGAUGCUACUCUGGCAGCUUUGGAACCGAUCGGGGGCAAGGUUCAUGACGACGGCAAAGAUGAUGACGAUGACAGUGACGAUGACGACGAUGAUGACGGCAGAUCGAGGGCGGAUUAUACUGGCUUGUCUUCCGCUGGCUCCUGGACUGUACAAUCAUGUUCAUCUGGCCGAGGGAGCCAUUUUGCCAGCCGGGCCUUCCUCACUUCUACGGAAGAUAAACCUGGAAAUCUCUCUGUUGUGCCCACACCUCUGCUAGAGCGCGCUGUGGCUGUCCGCUGCUACGUGUUACCGGACAGAAGCACAGCUUACGAUGAGAUCGCUGCAUACUGGUCCCUUUUAGCCUUCCAUAUACCUUGCAUAACACUCAUAACUGUAUUAGAGAUACAUGAUCGUGAGGGGAAGCAUGCCAGUAUAGCAUUGGACAUCGCAAGCGGAUAAUAGCAGAUGCAUGCCCACACCGUAACGAUAG
Messenger RNA from Kockovaella imperatae, 2283 nucleotides. RefSeq lists its product as hypothetical. The transcript is spliced from 9 exons. Gene Ontology annotation, molecular function: diphthine-ammonia ligase activity. Gene Ontology annotation, biological process: protein histidyl modification to diphthamide. NCBI's taxonomy places the organism in Eukaryota, Fungi, Basidiomycota, Tremellomycetes, Tremellales, Cuniculitremaceae. Bases 24 to 2252 code for a protein of 742 amino acids. The record is from RefSeq and is a predicted model, not a curated record.